UUAGUGCUUUAAACUCGCAGUUCAGCUGGAUCACAGGUUUAGUCAGCUUUCGAGGUAUUAAAGGAACGUUGUAAACAGGCCAAGUGGAAGAAUUCAGCUUAUUCAGGUUACAUCAUGGCUUUGAGUUUGUACCUAGGCUUUGCCCUGUCAUUUGCAUUGUUGGCAGUGGUAACAGUUGAGAUGAUGGUGGGUGCUCCACAAGCUUCUGAUCCUAAUACCGAAGGAGUUAACAACGCUACCAACUUUGCCCUGGAACAGUAUAAUCUCAUGUCAAAUGAUGCGCGGAGCUACAAACUAAUAGAUUUAAUAGCAGUUAAAACCCAGGUUGUUGCUGGAGUAAACUACUAUUUGACUAUGAAAAUUGGUGCAACAAAUUGCCGAAAAAAUUCUGAAAAUCUAGAGGCCUGUGAACUGGCUCAAAAUGAUGAAGCUCAGACACGGAUAUGCACAUUUCAAGUUUAUAGCAUUCCAUGGAAAAAUACGAUGUCUCUUGAGGACUCCAACUGCGAGGCAGUGUGAAACCAAAAGACUGUGCCCAGAGCUGGGAACGAAAUAUUGCUUGCAAUGAAGAAACUCCAGCUCAGUGUUUUUAUGUCUUAUUAGAAAGAAAAACUGUCCUGAAAAUCCAUGGGAUGGUUCUCUAGGAUAAAAUUACUCUGAACAGGAAUGGCUGCCCAGUCUUUCGCAUUUUCUGUCUGUUGUAUUUGUGGGAACUUGCACAGCCAUUCAAAUUAAAAUCUACCUAAUACAUCAAUAAAUCACAGAAAUAUUUGAGA
Molecule: messenger RNA, 776 nt
Organism: Xenopus tropicalis (tropical clawed frog)
Lineage: Eukaryota; Metazoa; Chordata; Amphibia; Anura; Pipidae
Product: cystatin-like
Exons: 4
Coding region: 115-519 (134 amino acids)
Molecular function (GO): cysteine-type endopeptidase inhibitor activity
Source: RefSeq, a predicted model, not a curated record